Molecule: messenger RNA, 3399 nt
Organism: Cottoperca gobio
Lineage: Eukaryota; Metazoa; Chordata; Actinopteri; Perciformes; Bovichtidae
Product: A kinase (PRKA) anchor protein 6
Cellular component (GO): sarcoplasmic reticulum; perinuclear region of cytoplasm
Molecular function (GO): transmembrane transporter binding; protein kinase A binding
Source: RefSeq, a predicted model, not a curated record
UUGUGUGUUUUCCCGCUUCUGUGAUCGUCUGCCCCGCCCCUGAAUGUUGUCACCUGUGUGCCCUCGUCUUGUGCCAGUUUCUGUCUGUACGUCAGACACUUUGUGGAGUCGUGUAUUUUAGAUGUUCUUUCAUUCCGUGGAGUCACCAGUUGGGGGCGUCGAUGGCUUCCCGUCAUCCCUGUGCAGCGCUUUCCUCCGUCACAGAAAAAGAGAGAGCAGCUGCUUCUUACAUCGCAGCGUUUGCUCUGUCAUCCCCCUCAUUCUCCUCUCCCUCCUCCUCCCUUAGGAAGGGGAGCACCACACCCUGUCAGCCAAUCAGACCUCUUCUCCACCUUCCCCAUCACAUCAUCUCAGUUUCCAAGUGGGAUUGCCACAACAUCAAAGGCACCUCCCUCCCUCCCUCUCCACCUCUCUCGCUGCAUCGUCCAACAUCCGACACUCAGGAAGAGAAGACGGAGACGAGAUGGACUAAAGAAGAAGAAGAGAGAUGUGUGUUCUCCACUAGGACUCGUCCGUCAACAUUAGGAAUCCUGUACCUCUCUCUCUUUCUCUCACACCAUGAGUAUCGCAGCUCUCUCCCCCGUGACCCCUGAGCCUCCGUCCCCCAUGGUCACCUCCGUCACCCCGACCCUGGACUCCUCCACCUCCUCCGCUGCUCCUCCUCUCAGUCUGGACUCGGAGCAUCAGUCCCAGGACAGGGACUCCUCCUCACCCGGCCCGGGCCCCAGCCGAGGCAGCCUCACCGGGGGAGGACUGGCCCCGGGGCGAGACCCCUCCCAGAGGUCAAAGAAGCCUCCGCCCCUCCACACUGGAGCCGACUGGAAGGUGGUCCUCCACCUGCCGGAGAUCGAGACAUGGCUGAGAGGGACCAGCGACAGAGUCACGCAGCUCACACACUCGGUGGGACAAGACAGCGACAACAGACACGUGGACGUCCACCUGGUGCAACUCAAGGACAUCUGCGAGGACAUCUCGGACCAUGUGGAGCAGAUUCAUGCCCUGCUGGAGACAGAGUUCUCCCUGAAACUUCUGUCCUACUCCGUCAACAUCAUCGUUGACAUCAGGACGGUGCAGCUGCUGUGGCACCAGCUGAGAGUCUCAGUUCUGGUUCUGAAGGAGCGUCUGCUGCAGGGCCUGCAGGACUCCAACGGAAACUUCACUCGCCAGACGGACAUCCUGCAGGCCUUCAGCCAGGACCAGCAGCAGACCCGCCUGGACGCUCUGACGGAGGUGGACGACUGCGGUCAGCUGACCAUUCGCUGCAGCCAGGACUACUUCUCUUUAGACUGUGGUAUCACUGCCUUCGAGUUGAGCGACUACAGCCCCGGGCGACGAGUCAGAGCCCCGGGAAAUGAGCCGGACGGCGAGGACGGCUCCGAGGAGCCCGAACAAACUCAAGGCCCAAAUCUGGAACCAGGAGCAGAGGAGGACGAAGAACUCCGCCUCUCAAAACACGAACUGCACAACAGUUUAUCUGAACUCGCCACUGCCGCUGAUUCAACAAACCACAACCACUCUCCUUCAGUAUUAUCCACAAUGCAAUGCAACGAAAGUGCAAAGCGCCAUCUGCAUGGUGUGAGCCACAGCACUGACGUGUCGCCCACACAGCCGUCACUUCCCAAGAGAGCCUUUCUGUUCUCAGACGGAGGAACCAGGGUGGAGAACUCGAGGGGAGGUCUGGGGAAAGUCAGCCCGCUCUCUGGGCUCCAAUUCCAGGCCGAGCUGAGCCAGAGCACCCCGUCUCUCGUGGAUCCUCCAGACCGCUCCAAGUUCUGGUUGGAGCUGGACUCGGUUUAUCCAGAAAAUGUUUCACAGUCCUACGAGAGUCUGCAGGUCAUGAAUGGGCGCAACCUCCAGAGAAACCAUGUCAGCUCCAGACAAGGAGGAGGCUCUCAGGGCAGCCUACAGAUACCCAUGACUGACCUGAUGAGCUCAUCUGGGGUCAGACCAACCGCCAACGCCCCCCUGCCUCUCCAAAACCCGGCGUCCCGGGAUGAAAUAUUAAAACAAAUGGAGAGGACGCAGAAGGAGACACAUGCACACAGUGAGGGAGACUCUGACUCUUCGUUGCCCUCGCCCAUGAGGGAGCACUUCUCCUCAGACAUGGAGGCGUCCGGAGAGGAGUCAGACCCCCGGCCGCGUCCCAGCAAGAUGGCGGUCUGGAUCGUGAAGCGCCAUGGGCAGAAGGAUUCGUCAUUAAGAGCCAGCCCAGACAGGGACCACUGGUACGGAUCAGAAGAGUUCCUGGCCCUCCCCGCUCAGCUCCGUAAGACGGAGAUGCUCGCUCAGAAGCUGGAAAGUCUGGCUCACUCCAUCCCACUGAGGCCCGGUGGCUGUGACUCUACCCAGGAGGCUUUGCAGGAUGUGGAUGACUGGGAUUUGACGGAGCUCAACCCCGACUGGGAGGUGGGGGAGAGCGGGGACAACAUGAGCAGCGUAGAGGAGAGCGGGGACAACAUGCCUUCUCUGCUGCCCCCGCUGCUUCCUUUCAGACGAAACCUGGUCAGCCGCUUUAGCUCCACCUCCUCCAGCGAUAUCCCUCCCUCAUUGGACGAAAGCAUCGAGUCUGGUCUGUUGAGUGACCUGCAGUCCGAAGAGGACGAGGGACGGAGAUCUGCGGACUGUCGCCUGCAGCCGACAGCUCCCCCGGUGGACAUGCGUGGAAGUGUGUCCCUGGUGCACCAGCUGCUGGAGGACAUUCAGAAUCAGGACAAAGACCCCGCCGUCUGGAGGAAGAUAGAGUGCUUCGUGCAGCAGUUGGACGGGUUCAUCUCGUGGCUGCAGGAGGCGCUGGACAGCACAGAAAACUGGACGCAGCCCAGACAGGAGCUGGACAGCCUGAGGGUGUACCUGGACACACACCUGAGCUUCAAGCUGAACGUGGACAGUCACAGCGCUUUGAAGGAGAGUGUAAUGGAGGAAGGCAGAGCGCUGCUCACCGCCAUCCCCUCGCACCAAUCAGGUCUGAAGGAUAUCCUCCAUAUGGUUUCUAGCCAAUGGGAUCAGCUUCAGCGGCAGAUCCGGCGCCAACAUGGCUGGAUGUUGCGCGCCCUCCGCUGCAUCCAGUCCCGCCUCCUCUACACCAGCGAAUCGCACGAGCCCUUCGCAGCCUCGGGGGACGCGUCGGCCAAUCGGCCGGCUCCGUGCCAUUCGGACGGCCUCAAGAUAUUUGACAUGAACCCGAAAGCUGCAGCAAUAGAACCGGACGGGGUCCUGGUCCUGGUCCUGGUCAUGGUCCUGGUCCUGGUCCUGGUCAUGGUCAUGGUCAUGGUCCUGGUCAUGGUCAUGGUCCUGGUCCUGCUCAUGCUCCUGGUCCUGGUCAUGGUCAUGGUCAUGGUCAUGGUCCUGGUCCUGUUCCUGGUCCUGUUCCUGGUCCUGGUUCUGGUAUUUGGUUACUAA